Messenger RNA from Aspergillus alliaceus, 1312 nucleotides. Its product is annotated as fungal specific transcription factor domain-containing protein. The coding region runs from base 370 to 1062 and encodes 230 amino acids. The record is from RefSeq and is a predicted model, not a curated record. Gene Ontology annotation, biological process: DNA-templated transcription. NCBI's taxonomy places the organism in Eukaryota, Fungi, Ascomycota, Eurotiomycetes, Eurotiales, Aspergillaceae. Gene Ontology annotation, molecular function: DNA binding; zinc ion binding. The transcript has 3 exons.
ACUCAAGCAUCUUUUGGCUGUACUGGAUCAAGCGGGAGGCUGAACAGGCCCGGUUGUCAAUGGAAGAUUUAUUUCGAAUUCGCUCACCCGUCUUUCCCGAUUAUCAGCAGGAUUUUGUUUCUGACGCAAUAUAACACGUUUUACUCUAGGCCGCAUGUGCGCCCAGGGAGGAAAUGGCUUGCUGUUCUGAAUUUGGUGUUCGCUAUUGCGGCCAGAUAUCAUCAGCUCGUGCAGUGGAACAAUCCGGGACACGAAUCCAACCAUUUAUUAUAUUUCUCCCGGGCAUGGAAUCUCUGUCUAAGCGACUCUUUGACAGGCCACCCGGAUCCCCAACAGGUGCAAGUUGAGGGUUUGGCUUCCUUCUACCUUAUGUCAGUGGGUCAUGCAAAUAGAGCCUGGAGGAUGUGUUGCCUGUCGAUUAGCUCCGCCAUUGCAAUGGGACUCCAUCUUCGAAACGAAAACAGCGGUAUUCCUGUUGUUUCUAAAGAAAACCGCUACUUUGUAUGGUGGUCUCUUUACACCUUGGGUAUUACACUUUCUAUUGUCACCGGCCGCGGGCCUAGCAUCAACUAUCAUUUUAUGACCACACCCCUUCCCAUACCUUUUCAGGAUCAGACGCUCUGGGAUAUAGAUUCCCUUUCUUUAAUCAAGGAUUACAGGGCUCUUGGUCUGUUAACCAGACCUCAAGAGUUAAAUGAUCAGGGAAACGAUGUUAGCGAAUGUGCUGCAACGACGCUUCCAGCGGUAGACAGUGUCUUCGCGUCUUUUGACCGAAGCAGCGUCGGGCAAACCCCGCAAGGGGGGCGAAAAAUCGCUCCUAAUGAAUCGCUCUAUUUUCUUUACUUUGUUGAAUUGACUCUCUUUACACAGGAAUCAAUCGGAUCUUUAUAUGCCCCAGCCGCUGUCCGGAGACCGUGGCCGAACAGAGAGGCUUUUAUCAUUAUUAACAAUAAAAAGGUGGAGACAUGGUCCCACCAACUGCCCCCUGAGUACCAGUUUCAGCGCAUAGAGCCUGGUCAGGCUCAUGUUCGACAGAGCGUUAGCUUGGCUUUCUGUUACUAAGCUGCAAAAUCCUUUUGCUUCAGCCCUGCCUUCGCCGUCUCAGCAACCAUUCCAGUGAAGCUUGCAAAUCUCUGGCCGCGUCAUGUGUGGAAGCAGCGUCUCUCAUGCUCUGUCUCCUGCCGGACCAUCCCGAUACUUCAUGGUUGUACACGGUUGCUCCGUGGUGGUGUGCACUACACUAUAUUAUGCAGUCUACCAGUGUACUGUUAAUGAAGCUAUGUAAACUUGGAGCCGGUGGCCCAGAUCCGUC